Messenger RNA from Fusarium vanettenii 77-13-4, 1710 nucleotides. RefSeq lists its product as uncharacterized. NCBI's taxonomy places the organism in Eukaryota, Fungi, Ascomycota, Sordariomycetes, Hypocreales, Nectriaceae. The transcript is spliced from 2 exons. The record is from RefSeq and is a predicted model, not a curated record. Bases 1 to 1710 code for a protein of 569 amino acids.
AUGAGGCUAGGGCUUAGAUACAGUCACUAUUUUGUGGUCCAGCCAACACAUCUAGCCGCUGCUGCAACCCUCAUCGCCAUUAUCACUCACCGUGACCGGAUACGCCGCGUCUUGUCAAGGGCAUCACUCUCAUUGCAAGAUGCUUUGUCAAAUAGCCUCCUUCAAAUCUCCCAAGCAAUUUUUGGCUUCAGAUAUAGCGACAAGAUCGGCGAUCAGCAUAUCCGCCUCCUCCGUCUCCCAGACACAGCCACGGACGCCUCACCAGCCUUCACCCUCCAUACAUUCUCUCUCGACACAUGUCCCCCGUAUCUCGCCAUCUCUUACACCUGGGGUCCGCCCGAGGGCGAUUCUUCAUUCUACACAGAUCAUGACCGACGAUGCAUCCUCCUCAAUGGGAAGCCAUUCCCGGUGUUGCCGAACCUCUGUGACGCAUUGUCCCAGAUGUGUGUUGCCAGACCUGGGCAGUAUCUCUGGGUCGACAGCAUCUGUAUUAACCAGACCAGUCUCUCUGAACGCUCUUCCCAGGUUGCCAUCAUGGACAGCAUCUACAAUAGGACAUUCGAAACCAUGAUAUGGCUAGGUCCUGCGUCAGACAAGACACCACGCGCUAUCGAGGUGGCCCGACAACUAGCAGCAGGCGCAGAGGCCAAGAUCCUUCAGUUAGCUAGGGACCAUUCGUACGGGGACGUCUUCAUCGUUGACGACCCAGAGGUUCUCAAAAGGAAUGGCCUACCACCUCUUACUGCGGACGACUGGGUCGACCUCGGUGACAUCUACACCAGAGCCUGGUUUGGGCGGGUAUGGAUGCUCCAGGAAGUCGCCCUAUCACGCAACCCAACAGUUCUAAUCGGCCACUACGAGGCUCCAUGGGACGUUAUCGCAGACGCUGCUGCCCUCACUGGCAUGUCCCGCGCCACUCUCGGCCUCGUUGUCCUAGGUAACGGGCGUGAGGGCAUUCCCCUAGUUCAAGGCCUCCUCCACGCCAUAAAUCUCCAGAUCGUCCGCCAAUGGAGUCAAGGCGAAGCCAGUCGCUUUAGAGAGGUCCUUCAAAACGUCGACUUUUCCUUUGGAAUCCAUACAAGUCAUCCCUGGAGGAUACUACUGCAACUCUUGCUGGGAAGCAACGGGUCCAAGGCAACAUUCAGAAGAGAUCGUGUCUAUGCCCUCCUUGGCCUCGUAAAUCACAUGGCACGGCUCGAAGGACAACCCCGUCUGAAUCUCAAAGUUGACUACCAUUCGACCGACGAUCAAGUUCUCACAAAUCUUGGAUUCACCUUUUUUCAGGAAACCCAGUCCCUACAUCUCCUCUCCCUCUCCGGCCUCGCCAGCCGUGGCACCAGUUCAAGUUUGCCUACCUGGAUUCCUUCCUUCGAGACAGUCCAUGCUCCCAUCCUCAACCCGAACUACAGUAACCUCCGUCCAUUUGAUGCCUCAGCUGGCCAAGGCGUUGAAUUCACUAUCAAUCAAGACCGUCAUCAUCUACAUGUCAAAACUAUCAGACCUCAUCUAGGCAGCAUUGAAGAGCUCGGCGAAACAUGGUCCGAGAUGCUCCAUGGCAGUCUCAACAAGUCCAUGCAGAUCCUCCUCCACUGCGGUGCAACAUACCUUCCCACUCAGCAACCCAUCGUUGAAGCCUUCUGGCGCACUCUCAUCAUGGACAACGAUUUGUCAUCUCUGAAUCAGAACGCCGAGCCAGGUUCGAGGCCUUGA